AUGCCCUUCCGGGAACUUGCGAUGACUGCGUGGUCCUUUGGCAAUGCGUUAUCUCACCACGAACCAGCAGUGACUGCUGCUGGAGCUGCAGCUCUGCCUGCGCUGGACAAGACAGCCUUUGAGAUUUGUGGACGCGGAGCUGCAGAGGCUUGCCCAGUGGAGAUGGUGGCAUCUUUGGCAGGUUCACUCAAGGAGUUGAAGGCCGUUCCCACUGAGUACAUGGAUUGCGCGGCAGCAGCCAUUCAAAAGGCUGCCAAAGACGUUGAUGUGGACAGGAUUCAACCGGCGUUUGAGCCGGAUCCCACAAUCAGCGAUGCCGGCCCUUCUGUGCUGGAGACUGGGAAAGAUCUCCUUGUCUUGUGGAAACCAAGUGGAUGGGUGGUAAAUGUCAGAAGAGAGGCUUCAGCAGGCUUUGCUGAAGAAGACAUGCUGGGGGAGGAGCCAGCCGACCAGGCGUUGCUUUUGGCUCCCUGGCUCGCGCAGAACCUCGGCCCCAUGUCGCCCAUAUCUGCGGAUCCGGAUGCCCAGCAUGGCAUCCUGCAUCGCUUGGAUGCUGAGACAUCGGGGCCUUUGGUGUGCGCAACCAGCUACACUGGCUAUGCCCUGGCCAUGCUACAGUUUGGUUCCCGAAAUGUCAUCAAGGAGUACCUCUGCCUUUGUCAUGGCUGGCUUUCUCCGCAGGUCAAGAUGCUGGAGCAGCCUCUGCAGUAUGGUGAGCGUCAAGCUGCUGAUUUGGAAGGCCAACCUACAACAAGGUUGCGAGCGGCGAAGACCGAGAUCUUGUCCGUUGCCCACUUCAUGGCGGAAACUGCGGUCAGCUUGGUUGCGGUCCGCCUGCAUACUGGGAGGCGAAACCAGAUUCGGGCCCAUCUCCUCUACCAAGGGCAUCCUCUCGUCGGCGAUAAGAUCUACGGAGACGGAGCGAAGGGCUGGUGUCGUCGGCUGUUUUUGCACAGCUAUCGGUUGC
Molecule: messenger RNA, 967 nt
Organism: Symbiodinium sp. CCMP2456
Lineage: Eukaryota; Dinophyceae; Suessiales; Symbiodiniaceae
Source: the annotation of a GenBank genome assembly